AUGGCUAGCAAGUCGAAGCUCGAGCUUACACCAUCCAGCGAGCUUUCUAGCAGAUACACGCUCAAGGAAUUUCUGGGCGAGGGCCAGUAUGGCACAGUGUGGCGUUGUGAGAAGCGCGCGACGGGCGAGCAUUUCGCUCUCAAGUACAUCGACCUCACGAAGUGCAGCAGCAGGGCCCGCCGCGCAGCCCUCGGCGAGGUCGAAAUCCUGCAAAAGAUACGCGAUUCUGGCUUCUCCGAUAGUGUCGUAUCGCUCAGCGACGUGUACGGGGACAAAGACUCACUUUAUCUUGUAAUGGAGCUGUGCACUGGCGGGGAUCUUCUCGAGCUCAUCCAGAAGCGGCCCGGCGCGUUUCUUAGCGAGGCGGAAUCGCACCACGUGUUCAUGUCUCUCGCGGAUUUCGGACUCGCUGUGGACGUGCCGUGGUGGCAGCAGAUUCGCGGGUAUGCCGGCAGCAAGCCGUAUGAGGCGCCGGAGGUUAUGGCGGGGAUUGCGUACGACGAGUCGGCGGAUAUCUGGAGCCUCGGUGUGACUCUCUACGCGAUGCUUUCAGGAAAGUGGCCGCUGUUUAGAGGCGGGAAGCGGGUCCUGGACGAUAAGGUGGAUUUCGCAUCGGACGACUGGAAGGAUCUCAUCCGUCGGAUGCUGCGCGUGGAUGUGAACGAACGGUUCACAAUUGACGAGGUUCUGGCGCAUCCAUGGGUUCGUCCAGCAGUAGUAGCAGCAGCGGCUCAGGAAGAGAUGGAGACCGUUGAUCUGUCGGAGAAACUAACGGCUGUUGUUGUUUCGCGAACCGACGCUAACAUCACCUCUGGAAUUGCCGAAGCCGAUUCUGAAAGCACAGCUACCAGCGCCGCGAUAUUCGCGUCCGAAGCCAAGUCCACCGUAAGCACUGCCUUCAAGUCACACGCCACCACCCAUGUCCCCGAUACAAAACGAUCCGACACGACGGGAAGCAUGUCUUUGGCGAGCGCAACCAACAGCACCGACAGUGAUUGCGGGAGCAACGCAGGGAAGCCGCGCUGGGGUGGAAAGCUGUCUCCCCGCACCGUUCUGCACCGCGUCAUGAAAGCCUUCUCGCCUCUCACGCGCCAAAAGGAGGCGUCGUGCAUCCCCAUCGAAGUUCUCUGA
Closterium sp. Yama58-4 is the source of this 1131-nucleotide messenger RNA. Lineage: Eukaryota; Viridiplantae; Streptophyta; Zygnematophyceae; Desmidiales; Closteriaceae. The record is from the annotation of a GenBank genome assembly.